AUGACCGCCUCUGUCGACUCACACCUCAAGGAUGUGGCCAUCCUGGCCAGCAUCCCCAACGAUGCCCGCAAAAUCCUCACCAAGGAGGCCUGCGCCUUCCUGGCCAUCCUGCACCGCACCUUCAACCCUACCCGCAAGGCCCUGCUCCAGCGCCGCAUCGAUCGCCAGGCCGAGAUCGACAAGGGCCACCUGCUUGACUUCCUCCCCGAGACCAAGCACAUUCGUGAGAACGACGCAUGGAAGGGUGCUCCUCCUGCUCCCGGUCUGAUCGACCGUCGUGUCGAGAUUACUGGCCCGACCGACCGCAAGAUGGUCGUUAACGCCCUCAACUCCGAUGUCUGGACCUACAUGGCCGACUUUGAGGACUCCUCUGCUCCCACCUGGGAGAACAUGAUCAACGGCCAGGUCAACCUGUACGAUGCCAUCCGUCGCCAGGUCGACUUCAAGCAGGGCGGCAAGGAGUACAAGCUCCGCACUGACCGCAAGCUGCCUACCCUCAUUGCCCGUGCCCGUGGCUGGCACCUGGAUGAGAAGCACUUCACCGUCGAUAGCGAGCCCAUCUCUGGUUCUCUGUUCGACUUUGGUCUGUACUUCUUCCACAACGCUAAGGAGCUCGUCGCCCGCGGUGCCGGUCCUUACUUCUACCUGCCCAAGAUGGAGUCCCACCUCGAGGCUCGCCUGUGGAACGACGUCUUCAACCUGGCCCAGGAUUACAUUGGCAUGCCCCGCGGCACCAUCCGUGGUACCGUUCUGAUCGAGACUAUCACCGCCGCCUUCGAGAUGGACGAGAUCAUCUACGAGCUGCGCGACCACAGCUCCGGUCUGAACUGCGGCCGCUGGGACUACAUCUUCUCCUUCAUCAAGAAGUUCCGCCAGCACCCCAACUUUGUCCUCCCCGACCGCUCCGAUGUCACCAUGACCGUUCCCUUCAUGGACGCCUACGUCAAGCUGCUCAUCAAGACCUGCCACCGUCGCGGUGUCCACGCUAUGGGUGGCAUGGCCGCCCAGAUCCCCGUCAAGAACGACCCCGUCGCCAACGACAAGGCCAUGGAGUCCGUCCGCGCCGAUAAGCUGCGUGAGGUCCGCGCCGGCCACGACGGUACCUGGGUUGCCCACCCGGCCCUGGCCUCCAUCGCCUCCGAGGUCUUCAACAAGUACAUGCCGACCCCCAACCAGCUCUUCAAGCGCCGCGAGGAGGUCCAAAUCACCGCCAACGACCUGCUGAACACCAACGUCCCCGGCAAGAUCACCGAGGUCGGCAUCCGCAAGAACCUCAACAUCGGCCUGAGCUACAUGGAGGGCUGGCUGCGCGGUGUUGGCUGCGUGCCCAUCAACUUCCUCAUGGAAGACGCUGCUACCGCCGAGGUCUCCCGCUCCCAGCUGUGGCAGUGGGUCCGCCACAACGUUAGCACUGCUGAGGGCAAGCGUGUCGACAAGGCGUAUGCCCUGCGUCUGCUGCAGGAGCAGGCUGACAGCCUGGCCUCCCAGGCUCCCAAGGGCAACAAGUACCAGCUUGCUGCCCGGUACUUCGCUGGCCAGGUGACCGGUGAGGACUACGCUGAUUUCCUGACCAGCUUGCUGUACAACGAGAUCUCCUCGGCUGGCUCUGCUGCUAAGCUGUAA
Molecule: messenger RNA, 1623 nt
Organism: Penicillium daleae
Lineage: Eukaryota; Fungi; Ascomycota; Eurotiomycetes; Eurotiales; Aspergillaceae
Product: malate synthase
Exons: 1
Coding region: 1-1623 (540 amino acids)
Biological process (GO): glyoxylate cycle
Cellular component (GO): peroxisomal matrix; cytoplasm
Molecular function (GO): malate synthase activity
Source: RefSeq, a predicted model, not a curated record